GUGAAUCUAUUGCCAAAGAUUUUGUUUUCAAAUAAGAGAGAGAAAAGAAAAUGGAUUUGACAACCGUGUUGAUAAUAGCAGUUUUUAUUGUUGGAGCUGUUUUUAUUUAUAAUAUGUAUAGUAAUCAGAGCAAGGGCAAGACAGCUUCCGGAGAUGCCUACAGUUCAUCAUCAGAUUCUGACAGUGAUGAAGAAGAAGAAAAGAUUGAAGAGAGAGAAUUUACUCUUGAAGAAUUACACACCUACAAUGGUGUUGAAAGUUCUACCAAUCCUAACAAGAAAAUCUAUGUUAGUGUUCUUGGAAAGAUUUUUGAUGUUACUGGUAGUGGCUUCUAUGGACCAAAUGAAACAUAUGAUAUGUUUGCUGGACAUGAAAGCUCUGUGGCUUUAGCCAAGAAUGAACUCAAGCCAAGUCUUUUGGAUCAAUUGGAUAUUUCUAGUCUUGGUGCUUUUGAAAAGGAUAACUUGUACGGAAUGUAUAAUCACUUUGAAAUGAAGUAUAGAGUUGUCGGAUGGCUGAAGGAAUGGGAGGAUAUGAAUAAGAAGGAUAAAUAAUGUAAAUAAAUAAUUAAUUAUUAAUUU
Messenger RNA from Naegleria gruberi, 581 nucleotides. RefSeq names its product steroid membrane binding protein. Lineage: Eukaryota; Heterolobosea; Eutetramitea; Acrasida; Naegleriidae. Bases 51 to 554 code for a protein of 167 amino acids. The transcript has a single exon. The record is from RefSeq and is a predicted model, not a curated record. Gene Ontology annotation, cellular component: endomembrane system; membrane.